Messenger RNA from Eremomyces bilateralis CBS 781.70, 1228 nucleotides. RefSeq names its product NAD(P)-binding protein. The record is from RefSeq and is a predicted model, not a curated record. The transcript is spliced from 2 exons. Bases 225 to 1130 code for a protein of 301 amino acids. NCBI's taxonomy places the organism in Eukaryota, Fungi, Ascomycota, Dothideomycetes, Eremomycetales, Eremomycetaceae. Gene Ontology annotation, molecular function: oxidoreductase activity.
UGCGGACACGGAUCGGGACGGCGUGCGGACCUUUAAACGUCUUGGUUGAUCAGGCCGGAGCGGUAGAAUUAACAGAUCAAUCUUAAUACGACUCGGAAAGGAGUAUAAAGGACCUCUACUCGCUCCAACAAUGAUAGUUCAUCAGCAUUUCUUGUUAGCAAAACCAUUAAGGCCAACAUCAAUUUGGGUAGAAGAACUGCAAUACCCCUGUCGCGAUCUUCAUUAUGUCAGAGAUUAAAUCAGUUGCAAUCGCCGGUGCCUCUGGCACGCUUGGGCCUCAUGUCCUUAAAGCACUUAUCGACGCACAAUUCCAAGUCAAGGUCCUCGCUAGGUCUAAGAAGCCUGGAGAAUUCGAUGCGGGCGUUAAUGUAGUUGAAGUGGACUUCACAUCCGUGGAGUCUUUGACUGCUGCACUCAAAGGCAUUGACGCAGUCGUGUCCACUGUGGCCGGUACGGCCAUCAAGACUCAGACCGUGUUAAUUGACGCCGCUGCCGUUGCUGGAGUGAAGCGUUUCAUUCCUUCCGAGUACGGCAGUGUCACCACCAACCCCAAACUAGAAGCGUUUCCACUCUACGAAAACGUGUUCAAGAUCAAGCAUCACCUCCAAGAAAAGGCAAAUGCAGGACAGCUGACCUGGACGGUGCUCGCAUGUGGGGCCUUCCUGGAAUUCCUGUUUGCGCCGGGCGAGGCGAGUCUGUUAGAUUUUACAGAUCGCAAAGCUACCUUGCUCGACGAGGGUGAUAACAGACUGAGCUCUACUUCACUCGCGACUGCCGGGAAGGCCAUCGCCGGAAUUUUGAAGAACUUAGAGGCCACCAAAAACAGGGUCGUGAAAGUUUCGGAGGUGAUCUUGACGCAGAAUCAGCUGUUGAAAAUUGCAGAAAGACUGCGGCCAGGGGACAAUUGGGAGAUCAGCAAGGUUGCUGCAAGUGCGGUCUUGAAAGAGGGUCUGGAUGAACUGAGCGCUGGCGACUUCAGCUCUUCGGCCAUUUUUAAGGUCAUCAAUGGUACGGGAUUGGCCGGCGAAACAUACGGCAGUGCUUAUGAUGAGACGGACAAUGAGCUUCUUGGAGUCAAGGAGUUGACGGAGGAAGAUUUAAAAAAGUUCGUGGUUGAGAAGCUCGCAUAGAGUUGGACAGUCAGGAAGAGGAAACGACCGCACACUUAGAGUGGCAAGAAUAUAAAGAUCUCUACUCUCUACUACUACUACUGUACUAUGGUCACUGG